Molecule: messenger RNA, 573 nt
Organism: Trichoderma gamsii
Lineage: Eukaryota; Fungi; Ascomycota; Sordariomycetes; Hypocreales; Hypocreaceae
Product: 30S ribosomal protein S12
Exons: 2
Coding region: 1-573 (190 amino acids)
Biological process (GO): translation
Cellular component (GO): small ribosomal subunit; ribosome
Molecular function (GO): structural constituent of ribosome
Source: RefSeq, a predicted model, not a curated record
AUGGUCGCCCCAAUCUUCCGCAGCUUCUUCUCGCCAGCCCUCCGGCAAUCCCUCACAGCCACCGCCCCAUCAUCCUCAAUAUCGCCCAUCUCUCGACUCCUCCAAACUCAAUCCUCAUCAUCAACCAUCCUCUCGCCAUUCCGCGCCGCCGCAGCCUUCUCAACAACUCCCGCCCCGCAAGCCACCCUCAACCAAGUCCUGCGCGGCAUCCGAAAGGGCAAGCGAGCGCGCCACGCCGUCUCCCCCGCGCUGUCCAACACGCACUGCCCGGCCCUGAAAGGCGUUUGUCUGCGUGUCGGCGUCGUGAGGCCGAAGAAGCCUAAUUCUGGAGAGCGCAAGACGGCGCGUGUGAAGCUUUCCUCGGGGGCGGUGGUCACGGCGUAUAUCCCUGGCGAGGGACAUAAUAUCCAACAACAUAGUGUGGUGCUUGUGAGGGGAGGGAGGGCGCAGGAUUGUCCUGGUGUGAGAUAUCAUUUGGUGAGAGGAGCGUUGGAUCUGGGUGGUGUUGCAAGCAGAACGACAAGCAGGAGUAAAUACGGAACCAAGAAGCCCAAGAAGGCCACCGUGGGUUAA